This is a messenger RNA of Empidonax traillii (willow flycatcher), 3666 nucleotides long. RefSeq names its product insulin receptor (gene INSR). Gene Ontology annotation, molecular function: insulin receptor substrate binding; insulin receptor activity; ATP binding. The record is from RefSeq and is a predicted model, not a curated record. Gene Ontology annotation, cellular component: insulin receptor complex; axon; membrane. Gene Ontology annotation, biological process: positive regulation of MAPK cascade; multicellular organism development; positive regulation of phosphatidylinositol 3-kinase/protein kinase B signal transduction. The annotation marks the transcript as partial. The transcript is spliced from 19 exons. Lineage: Eukaryota; Metazoa; Chordata; Aves; Passeriformes; Tyrannidae.
UUUGUCCAGCUGCCUGCAAGUCCCAGGGCUGCACCUCGGACGGGCAGUGCUGCCACAGCGAGUGCCUCGGGGACUGCACGGAGCCCAACGACCCCGAGAAGUGCGUGGCCUGUCGCAACUUCUACCUGGAAGGGAGGUGCGUGGACAACUGCCCCCCUGGGUACUACCGCUUCGAGGGCUGGCGCUGCGUGACCUUCAGCUUCUGCCAGGAGCUGCACAACAAGUGCAAGAACGCCCGGGAGUCGGGGUGUCACGUCAUCCACAACAACGAGUGCGUCCACGAGUGCCCCUCGGGGUACAUCAUGAACUCCAGCAACCUGCACUGCACGCCCUGUGCGGGGCCCUGUCCCAAGGUGUGUGACUUUGGGAAGGAGAAGACGAUCGACUCGGUGACGUCGGCGCAGGAGCUGCGGGGCUGCACGGUGGUCAAUGGCAGCCUGGUCAUAAAUAUCCGGGGAGGAAAUAACAUAGCAGCUGAGCUGGAAGCAAAUCUUGGCUUGAUAGAAGAAAUCUCAGGUUACCUCAAAAUUCGCCGCUCUUAUGCCUUGGUUUCUCUUUCUUUCUUUCGGAAGCUCCAUCUGAUUAGAGGAGAAACACUUGAAGCUGGCAAUUACUCAUUUUAUGCCUUGGACAACCAGAAUCUCCGCCAGCUCUGGGACUGGAGCAAACACAAUCUCAGCAUUGCACGAGGCAAACUCUUCUUCCACUACAACCCCAAGCUGUGCUUGUCAGAAAUCCACAAGAUGGAAGAGAUCUCCGGGACUAAGGGGCGUCAGGAGAGGAACGACAUAGCCCUGAAGACCAACGGGGAUCAGGCCUCGUGUGAAAACGAGUUGCUGAAAUUUUCUUACAUCAGGACUUCUCACGACAAGAUCCUGCUGAAGUGGGAGCCCUACUGGCCUCCUGAUUUCCGAGAUCUGCUGGGAUUUAUGCUGUUCUACAAGGAAGCUCCGUACCAAAACGUGACGGAGUUCGACGGCCAGGACGCCUGUGGGUCAAACAGCUGGACAGUUGUGGAUGUUGACCCACCCCCACGGUCCAACGAGCCCAAAGCCCAGGCCCAGCCAGGCUGGCUCCUGAGGGGCCUGAAGCCCUGGACACAAUAUGCCGUGUUUGUGAAAACCCUGGUCACCUUCUCCGACGAGCGACGCACGUACGGGGCAAAGAGCGAGAUCAUCUACAUCCAGACCAACGCCACGGUCCCGUCGGUGCCGUUGGAUCCGAUAUCCGUUUCCAACUCUUCAUCCCAAAUCAUCCUGAAGUGGAAGCCGCCCUCGGAGCCCAACGGGAACAUCACACACUACCUGGUGUACUGGCAGCAGCAGGCAGAGGACAGUGAGCUUUAUGAACUUGAUUACUGCUUGAAAGGAUUAAAACUUCCCUCAAGGACGUGGUCUCCUCCUUUUGAAUCUGAAGACCCUCAGAAGUACAACCAGAGUGAAAACGAGGAUGUCAGUGGGGAAUGUUGUUCCUGCCCCAAGACAGACUCCCAGAUCCAGAAGGAGCUGGAGGAAUCUGCUUUCCGCAAGACAUUUGAGAACUACCUUCACAACGAGGUUUUUGUGCCCAGGCCGUCGAGAAAACGCAGAGACCUGGCCUCUGUGGCCAACGCCACCGUGGUAAUCCCCACCAUCCCAGCCUCUCCCAACAACUCUGCAGCAGCAGCUGAGGGGGCAGAGGAGCAGAAACCUUUUGAGAAGGUCCUGUCCAAGGAGUCCCUGGUGAUCUCGGGGCUGCGCCACUUCACCGGCUACCGCAUCGAGCUCCACGCCUGCAACCACGACGCUCAGGAGUCCCGCUGCAGCGUGGCAGCCUAUGUCAGUGCCAGGACCAUGCCAGAAGCUAAGGCUGAUGACAUCGUUGGCCCAGUUUCCCAUGAAGUGGUUGAAAAGAACACGGUGCAUUUGAGGUGGCAGGAGCCGAAGGAGCCCAACGGCCUGAUCGUGCUGUACGAGGUGAACUACGGACGGCUCGGGGAGACAGAGGAAGCCCAUUUCUGUGUGUCCCGAAAGCACUUUGCCACCGAGCACGGCUGCAAACUCCGGGGACUUCAGCCUGGGAACUACAGUGUCCGGAUCCGGGCGACCUCCCUGGCUGGGAACGGCUCGUGGACAGAGCCCACCUAUUUUUACGUGGCUGAUUACUUGAAUGCUCAGCCCAACAUUGCUGUUAUAAUCGUUCCCAUUAUUUUUGCCAUAAUAAUUGCUGGAAUUGUUGGAGCUGCUUACGUGCUUGUGAAAAAGAGACAAACUGAAGGACCAACGGGACCCCUGUAUGCAUCCUCCAACCCCGAGUACAUCAGCGCCAGUGAUGUUUACGUCCCUGACGAGUGGGAGGUUCCACGGGACAAGAUCACUCUGCUCCGAGAGCUGGGCCAGGGCUCCUUUGGAAUGGUGUACGAGGGGAUUGCCAAGGACAUUGUGAAGGGAGAGCCCGAGACCCGCGUGGCGGUGAAGACGGUGAACGAGUCGGCGAGUCUGCGCGAGCGCAUCGAGUUCCUCAACGAGGCCUCUGUGAUGAAAGGCUUCAGCUGCCAUCAUGUGGUUCGCCUCCUCGGGGUGGUCUCAAAGGGACAGCCCACUCUGGUGGUCAUGGAGCUGAUGGCACAUGGGGACCUGAAAAGUUACCUCCGCUCUCUGAGACCUGAAGCUGAGAACAACCCUGGGCGUCCACCCCCGACGCUGAGGGAGAUGAUCCAGAUGGCUGCAGAGAUUGCAGAUGGCAUGGCCUACCUGAAUGCCAAGAAGUUUGUCCACAGGGAUCUGGCAGCUCGGAACUGCAUGGUCGCAGAGGACUUCACGGUGAAAAUCGGAGACUUUGGGAUGACCAGAGACAUCUACGAGACGGAUUAUUACCGCAAGGGAGGGAAAGGGCUGCUCCCCGUGCGCUGGAUGGCCCCCGAGUCGCUCAAGGAUGGGGUGUUCACCACCUAUUCCGACGUGUGGUCGUUUGGGGUGGUCCUUUGGGAAAUCAGCAGUUUGGCAGAGCAGCCCUACCAGGGACUCUCCAACGAACAGGUGCUAAAGUUUGUCAUGGAUGGAGGAUACCUGGAUCAGCCGGACAACUGCCCGGAGAGGCUGCACAGCCUGAUGCAGAUGUGCUGGCAGUACAACCCGAAAAUGCGGCCCACCUUCAUCGAGAUCAUCGAGAUGCUGAAGGAGGACUUGCACCCCAGCUUCCACGAGGUCUCCUUCUUCUACAGCGAGGAGAACAAACCCCUGGAGACCGAGGAGUACGAGAUGGACUUCGAGAACAUGGAGAGCAUUCCCCUCGACCCCUCCUCGUACUCCCAGAGGGACAAAACGCUGGGGAGGGACAAUGGACCCUCUAUGGCCCUCAAGGGGAACUAUGAGGAGCACAUACCUUACACUCACAUGAAUGGUGGCAAGAAAAACGGGCGGAUUCUCUCCAUGCCCAGGUCAAGUCCUUCCUAACACUUCCUGUUUGGCCCCAGGGUUGUGUCUGCUUCCCCCUCCCCCCUCUUCCCCUCCACAAAUCUCAGGACUCUUGUUAUUGCUGCCACAGUGUAUGACACACAUCUACGAACUCUUCAGAUUUUUAAUCAUCUUACGAUUAAUUUUUUUUUUUUUUUGCCAAGUUGACUGGUUGUCAGUGGACUUAUCUGUGAACACAAACGGGAGAGGUUUCCAUGGCUGCUGUCUCUUC